This is a messenger RNA of Dovyalis caffra, 1746 nucleotides long. The record is from the annotation of a GenBank genome assembly. Lineage: Eukaryota; Viridiplantae; Streptophyta; Magnoliopsida; Malpighiales; Salicaceae.
AUGGGAGGUUUGGUUUCAAGUUUUGGUUGGGUUAUCCUUGAAUUCUUGUCAAAGUUGAAUUUUGGGUUGAAAUUGCGUCUGGGGUUUGGUUAUUUUAGAUUAGCUAUUCAUUUUAUGGCAUUUGAAUGCCAAAAGAGCACAGAGGUGUUGAAAAAUCUUGCCAAUUGUGUUGAAAAAAGCAAUUCCAAUACUGAAAGUUCUGAAAUUUCCGAGUCUCAUAUAGACUGCUACUCUAAGAAGGGGAUUUUAAGUAGUUUGAGUUCAAAGCAGCUGUCUUGUAAUGAUGUUUUGCUCCAUUGUCACCGGUCAAUUACUGACCUUCCUCCGGCACUGAUUUCUGAGAUUCUUAGUUGCCUUGAUCCUAAAGAUCUUGGUAUAGUUUCAUGUGCAUCGACAGUUCUUAAUAGGCUUGCGACUGAGAAUAGUGUUUGGAAGGAAGUAUAUUGUGAGAGAUGGGGACUUCCUAUAGUUCCUGCACCGUUGGGUGCAGGGGUUUCAGAUGAGAAGUCAUGGAAGGAACUGUUUGUGGAGAGGGAGUAUAGUAGUAAGAUUUUCUUGUGUCGUUACAGCAUUGAUACUUUGCAUGGGCAUACUGAAGCAGUUCGAACAGUUUCUCUACUGGCUUCUGCCAAGCUCAUUUUUACCUCUGGUUAUGAUACGGUUGUGCGAAUGUGGGACAUGGAAGACGGGUUAUACAUUGCAUCAUCGCGGCCUCUUGGGUGCACUAUUCGAGCAGUUGCAGCGGAUACAAAGCUCUUGGUUGCUGGUGGUACUGAUGGUUUUAUUCAAGGCUGGAGGGUGGUUGAGGGUCUCAAGCACUUGUUUGACCUUAAAGGUUCUGAGGUGCCAAACACUGAAUUUAGAAUCUGGGAGCACGAGGGACCUAUAACAUCUCUUGCCUUGGACCUCUCAAGGAUUUAUAGUGGGUCUUGGGACAUGACUGUUCGUAUAUGGGAUCGUUGUUCACUUAAAUGCUUAAAAGUCUUGAGGCAUGGUGACUGGGUGUGGAGCGUUGUUCCGCAUGAUACUACAGUUGCUAGCACAUCAGGUUCAGAUGUGUAUGUUUGGGACACUAAUAAUGGGACUCUGCUAACUUUCAUUCAUAGUGCUCAUGUCGGUAACACUUAUUCUUUGGCUCGAAGCCAUACAGGGGAUUUCAUUUUUACUGGAGGAGAAGAUGGGGCUAUGCACAUGUUUGAGAUCACUAGUCCUACAGCUGAGGCUAAUGUUUUUAAGGUUGCAACUUGGAUUCCUCACUCAGGGCCUGUUAAUUCCCUUGCAUUUGAGUUUCCAUGGCUUGUUUCAGCUUCUAGUGAUGGGAAGCUGUCACUGGUAAAUGUGAGAAAACUACUAAGGACCAACCGACGCUCUUUACGAAAGAACUUUUCAAGGGUUGCCAAUAUGGACCGUAUCAACGUGGAACCACCUCAGAGGAUGUUACAUGGGUUUGGGCCCAAUUUAUUUUCAGUGGAUGUUGGUGCUGACCGUAUUGUAUGUGGAGGAGAGGAAGGUGUUGUUAGGAUCUGGAACUUCUCAGAGGCUCUGGAAAGGGAGCGAUCGGCUCGUGCCAUGAGAGGAAUACGGUUGGAGAACAGGAUGAGGCGGCGCAAACUUCAAAUAGAGAUGAGCAGCAAGGGUGGUCGGACUGAUCAAUGUUCUGUUGCAGCCAAGAAGAACCCAAUGCAUGUAGACAGGAGUGGUGUCUGGCACCAUAAACGCGGGAUGAGUGGCAAGCUGAAAGCAUAG